CUCUGCGUGCUGAGUGGUUUAUGGAUCUUGGUGUGUGGGGUGAAGCUGCAGCUGGAGCGCGAGAGCAGCAGAGGCGGAGUUUUGGGGUCAAAGUUUUGGAGGAAACGGGGGCUGGUCUGGGUUUGUGAAGGACCGACAACUUUUACGGUGCUAAAAAUCUCAGUUUAUCGCGGCAAAUCCACCAACUUUAACUCCGCGUGAAGAGUUUUUGUGGCUGUGGUGAGCGACCCAGGCACAAUGCCCCGUCGUUUUCUGAGGUUUUUCACCGCGGUGGGGGACAAUCACCACAGCAUCUCCCAGUGGGACCAUGAAGAGCUGCACACGAACAGCGAGGAGCUGGAGCCAGCAAAGCAGACCCACCCCUCUGCGCUGACCUUCAGAGACUCCAUGAAGAGGCUCUUCAGCUCCGAGAGGUUUCAGAUAGCUGUUGUGUGCCUGGUGGUUUUGGAUGCCAUAUUUGUACUAUGUGAGCUGCUGAUCGACCUCUCCAUAAUCAAAGCAGACCAGCACCGGAUCGCCCCACAGGUCUUUCACUACCUCAGCUUGGCCCUCCUGACCUUCUUCAUGGUGGAGUUGAGCUUGAAGCUGUAUGCAUACCGGAUGGAGUUUUUCAAGCACAAAUUUGAGGUGUUUGAUGGGGUUGUGGUGGUGGUGUCCUUCGUCCUGGACAUUGUUUACAUCUCCAGAGAGGACGCCUUUGAUGGAAUGGGCCUUCUGAUUCUGCUCAGGCUAUGGAGGGUGGCCAGGAUCAUUAACGGUAUACUGGUGACGGUGGAAAACCGAGCUCAUCACAAAGUGCAGAAAGUGCAAGAGAGCAAUGAUCGGCUCGUCCAGCAAGUCAACGAGCUCCAGGAACAGAAAGCCAGAAUGGAGCAGGAGCUCAACAGGCUGCGAGCACUUUUAAAGCAGCACAACAUCGAGCACUAGCACUGUGUUCAUCCUGCAAAUUUACUCACACCAGCAAACCCACACUGUACAAAAAGCUAGUCACAUCUGCACUCUUCAUUGUGAAUGGAGCCAGUAAAAGCAAAUACGACACGUGUCUGAUUAAAUCCUAGGUCAGGGAUCCCCAGCUACUGUCCCAGUCAAAUUUUAGGUCAGAAUUUUCUAUAGCAAUCCAGAAGGGCCAUGAAGGGCAACAAAGAGGGUAUAAUUGGUUAUAGAGUUGAAUAAGUAGAGUAUGGAACCAAAUGUUAUAGCGAGUAAGUACAAUACCUAUUUAGAUGUUAUAGUGAAUCACUAGAGUACUGGUGUCCAUGUAGUGAAUCAAUCCAGUAUGGAUUCAGGUGUUAAAGUGAAUAAGUACAGUAAUGAAUCAGGUGUUAAUGGGUGUGAAUCAGUAAUGAGUCAGGUUUUGUAGUAAAACAGUACAGCACAAAAUGAGGCAGUAUAGUCAGUUUUUUUUACUGAAUCAGGUGUUGUAGUGAAUCAGUACAGUACUGAAACACGUAGUGAAUCAUUACAAUACUGUAUGAGGUUAUAGUGAAUCAGUGCAGUAUGGAAUCUGGGGAUGUAGAGAAACAGUACAGUACAAAAUAAGGUAGUUUAGUGUACCAGUACAGUAGUAAAUCAGGUGUUAUAGUGUAUCUGUACAGUACAAAAUAAGGUUGUAUAGUGAAUCAGUACAGUACUGAAUCAGGUGUUAUAGUGUAUCAGUACAGUAAGUAAUCAGGUGUUGAAGUGUUUCAGUACAGUACUAAAUCAAGUGUUGUAAUGAAUCAGUACAGUACUGAAUCAGGUGUUGUAGUGAAUCAGUACAGCACUGAAUCAGGUCAUAAAGUGAAUCAGUCUUGUGCUGAGUAAGCUGUAAGCUAUACUGAAACUGGUUAUAGAUUAACAAGAUAAUGAAGGCAUGCUGAGAAUUUUUAUAAAGGGAAAAACUGACAGGUCUACAUGCUUAUAACCAACUCUUUUUUACUCAAAGCCUUUGCACUGUCCAUUUGCACAAGUAUGUGCACUAAAAUUUUUCUGUGAACUUGUAAACAUUUCUCUGGCUUGCUGUAAGAAAUAUGCUUUGAUGUAUAAUUUGUAUACUUUACAUAAUGAUUUGCAAAGGAAUUAAAUGUAUUCUUUGUUAUACCUGAAAACAGUAUGUAUAAAAAAUAAAGAAAAUGGGCAAAACUGUGUGAGCAU
Messenger RNA from Colossoma macropomum (tambaqui), 2133 nucleotides. RefSeq names its product hydrogen voltage-gated channel 1 (gene hvcn1). Gene Ontology annotation, cellular component: plasma membrane. Gene Ontology annotation, molecular function: voltage-gated proton channel activity. Bases 238 to 927 code for a protein of 229 amino acids. Gene Ontology annotation, biological process: proton transmembrane transport. The transcript has 6 exons. The record is from RefSeq and is a predicted model, not a curated record. Lineage: Eukaryota; Metazoa; Chordata; Actinopteri; Characiformes; Serrasalmidae.